AUUUUAAGAAAAUGAGAUUGUUUGAUGUUUGGAUACCCUUUUACAUUAUUUAAGGACGACCCCAAAAGAAGAAGAAAGGAGAGACCUUUAAUUAUGUAAGAGAGGAAGGAUUAGACACCGAGUAUAAUAAUACGAAGAUUUUGAAGGAUAGAAGCGAGGGAUCGGAGUAAUAGUUGCACUGUUUAGGAAAUAGAAAAUGAAGAUUGCCAUGAGGGUGGUAAUGAAGCUGGCCACGGUAGCUGCGUUGCUGUUGAUUGGAUUUGGCACGGCGGCGAGCGGGGCGGAGACAAAAUCUCGAGUAGCUCUUCGCGGAUGCCGGGAAAAGUGUGGGAAUGUGACGGUACCGUACCCAUUCGGCAUCGGGCCGGGCAAGUGUUCCUUGGAAGGUUUUGAACUCACCUGCGACAAAAACUCAAGGUUAUGGUAUUUCGACACCGAAUUCACAGCCAUUAACCUUCUCAAAGGGACGCUGGAAGCCCAGCUGAUCUUAAGCAGCCUCUGUUACAACGAAUCCGGGAAGAAGGGGAAGAAUAAUACUAAAAGUACUAUACAUUUCAAGGUGGAGAGUCCGUUCAGCAUUUCCCGUGAAGAAAACAAGUUAUUCACUGUCGGCUGCAACGCGUACGGAUCUUUCAGUUUCAGAAGCAGCACCAGCGCCGGUGAAAUCUCAACUGGGUGCGGAGUGACGUGUGACGGACCCCCGGAGAAGAAGGACGCCUGGAACUGCACUGGGGUGGGGUGUUGCCAGGAGGAUAUUCCGGUGCUUGCCGAUUUAAUGAAGUUCUCUUUUGGUGUCAGUGAUUUUGGGUUCAGAAAAGAUGUGUGGAAAUUCAACAACUGCAGCCAUUCUUUUGUGGCCAAAAAAGGAUGGUAUCAUUUCAAACCGGAUCAUCUUACAUAUCUGGGCGUUCAGUCGGUACCUUUGGUCGUGAACUGGGGUGUCGGUGAAGAGAAUGAGACUUGUAAAACUGCUGCAAAAGAGCGUGGAUAUGCAUGCCGCGGCUUAAACACAGACUGUGAAGACGCGACGUACCGUAGAGGGUACCGAUGCAAAUGCAAACCCGGUUAUGACGGGAAUCCGUACCUGCGUAGUGGUUGCCAAAAUGUAAAUGAAUGCAACGAUAAGACGGCACAUGAUUACCGUUGCGAUAAAAAUGCUAUUUGCGAGGACAAUCCUGGUAACUACACUUGUUUGUGUAAAAAAGGAUAUGAAGGAGAUGGCUACAAAGGUGAAUGUACCCCCAAACGAAGUGCCAAUAAUGCCUUGUGGAUAAUUUGUUCGAGUGUGAGUGUUGGUGUCGCAUCAUUGCUCAUUGUAAGCUUCUUCGUAUAUUGGGGAUUGAGGAAGAGGAGACUUAGCAAACUUAGAGAGCACUAUUUUCAUCAAAACGGUGGCAUUUUGUUACAGCAACAAAUAGCUGGAAAUGGAGGACCAAAUGAUGCAAGAAUGAAAAUCUUCACACUAGAAGAUCUUGAAAAAGCGACCGAUAAUUUUGAUGAAAAAACUAUCUUAGGUCAAGGAGGAUACGGAACAGUUUACAAAGGUGUACUUACUGAUACAAGUGUGGUUGCGAUAAAAAAGUCUAAAAUUUGUGAGCAAAGUCAAGUUGAACAGUUCAUCAAUGAGGUCGUCGUUCUCUCGCAAAUCAAUCAUAGAAAUAUUGUCAAGCUCUUUGGGUGCUGCUUAGAGACGGAAGUUCCAUUACUAGUGUAUGAGUUUAUAACUAAUGGCACUCUAUAUGAACAUCUCCAUACCCAAGCGCGAUCGUCUAAUCUUUCAUGGGCAACCCGUUUAAGAGUGGCAUCAGAAUCUGCAGGAGCGCUUUCGUAUUUACAUUCUGCUGCAUCUCCCCCAAUCAUUCACAGAGAUGUAAAGACAGCAAACAUAUUACUAGAUGACAGGCUUACAGCAAAAGUUGGCGACUUUGGAGCUUCAAGGCUUUUUCCUUUGGACCGAACUCAAGUCACAACUUUAGUGCAAGGAACGUUUGGAUAUCUUGACCCCGAGUACUUUCACACUGGCCAAUUGACAGAUAAAAGCGACGUUUAUAGUUUCGGGGUUGUUCUCGCAGAGCUAUUAACGGGAGAGAAAGCAAUUUCACCUACUAGGGCAGAGGAUGAUAGGAAUCUAGCGGCUUAUUUUGUUUCUUCUUUGAACAAUGGCAACCUGUCCCAAAUUGUGGAUAGCCGUAUAGUUAAUGAUGUAAACUUUGAGCAAUAUACGGAAGUUGCGAAGAUUGCGAGCCGGUGUUUGAAAGUGAGGAGAGAUGACAGGCCUACUAUGAGAGAAGUGGCAAUGGAGAUUGAUGGAUUGCGAGUUCUAGAGAGGCAUCGUGCGGAAGGAUCAGGGGAAAAUGAAAUGUCUUCAAAAGUGACCGAGUAUCUUUCAGCGUCUGCAUCUUCUCACGCAAUUCAUAAUGUCGGAGAUUCGUUCACCAGUGGUGGUAAAACGAGUGAUGGAGAAAGCAUGGACCUAUUUUCUAGGUCAUUGAGUGGUGGCAGAUAACGGUAAUUUAUUCUUGAUUUUCCCAAAUGAUGAAUUCUUGGUCCAAAAGGUGGAAUCUCCCACCCCAGGAAUCUCUCAAGUGAAUUCUUGAUUUUCCCAAAUGCUGAAUUCUUUUUCUAUUUUCAAGCUACAUUUUAACCUUUGCCUUCUGCAUGUCCUCUUUUUUCUACCAAAAUGUUUGACAUUCGGUAAUU
Cuscuta europaea is the source of this 2700-nucleotide messenger RNA. Lineage: Eukaryota; Viridiplantae; Streptophyta; Magnoliopsida; Solanales; Convolvulaceae. The record is from the annotation of a GenBank genome assembly.